Messenger RNA from Onthophagus taurus, 530 nucleotides. The record is from RefSeq and is a predicted model, not a curated record. Lineage: Eukaryota; Metazoa; Arthropoda; Insecta; Coleoptera; Scarabaeidae.
CUUAUACUUCAUUCGAAAUUAAUGGGGAUGUGGAUAAAAGGGUUUGCCAUAAAAAUUUAUGCUGUCACUUUAAACUUAAAAUCGAUGAAGUCGAAUCAAAAAAAUUCCAUUACAAAUAUCGCGCUUUAAUUUUUUCGGGGGUAAGAUCGUUCAAUGGACCAAUUAACGGAGGAUUAGAAGUGUGUGCAAUCAGUUUUUGUAAAGAUGACACCCAGGAAUCUUGCGGGCAAAGAUUUAUUCCGUACUCAAAAAUCGAUUGGGUCACAACGUUCAAAUCGAUCGAAAUAACAGCUUCGACUAUCAAAACCCAACAUAAACAACACUUCCCAAACACUUUAUUAAGCAGCUUGGAGCCGAUUUCGCCCCAAAAUUUCGAAUUCACCCAAAUCGAUGUAAACGAAAAAAACGUUGAUUUAAAAAUGAAGUUAUUAACUCCGGAAUCGAGGUUAUUAACGUUUGGAAUUUAUGGGAGGAAUUUUGAAUUGGAUAAUGAAACUCCUGAUCAAGUUUAUGAUAAAAUUGAAUUAUAA